CCUCCUCUUCACAACAUAACAGGGAUGUGGAUGAAGUUCGAUACCAUGUUUCAAAGGCUGGGUUCGUUUGGGAUUAUGAAUUAUGGAGGUUUCACGGAGAAACAUCAAUACCUUCAAAUGAAGAUAUAAACAUAGGUGUUGACGAGCAAGCACCCAAUACCUAUCAUGCGAUGAUUAUGGACGUUGCAGGUCCUCAGUUUGAUAUUGAGGACAUUGAGGACAUUGAAGAACUACCAAACUCCAAAGCAAAACAAUUUUAUGACAUGUUAGCUGCUGCUGAUAAAGAGUUAUGGCCCGGUUGCAAGAACCAUUCCCAAUUGUCUUUUGUGGCUCGUUUAAUGAGCUUGAAAUCAGAGAAUCACAUGUCAGAGAGGUGCUUCGAUCAGAUGAUAGAAUUAAUACAAGAGAUUUUGCCAGAAGAUAAUUUGGCUCCUGAUAACUUUUACGAGACAAAGAAACUACUUCGUGGCAUGGGAUUGCCUGUUGAGAAGAUAGACUGUUGUCCGAAUAACUGUAUGAUAUAUUGGAGAGAUGAUGCUGAAUUGGUUUGUUGCAAAUUUUGCAAUACUUCACGUUUCAAGGAGAACAAUGAAGAAUCUGAAAGUGGUAAACAGAAACAAGUACCAGCCAUGAAGAUGUACUACUUUCCACUGACUCCUCGAUUGCAGAGGCUAUACGCAUCUAAAGCUACGGCUAAUGAUAUGCGAUGGCCACUAACAGAAAUUAAGACAUAUACGCCUCUAAAUACAUUAAGAAAUCCCAGAUGGCAUGUCUUAAUUUUCCGUAGCUAA
This is a messenger RNA of Salvia miltiorrhiza (redroot sage), 791 nucleotides long. RefSeq lists its product as uncharacterized. Bases 171 to 791 code for a protein of 206 amino acids. Lineage: Eukaryota; Viridiplantae; Streptophyta; Magnoliopsida; Lamiales; Lamiaceae. The record is from RefSeq and is a predicted model, not a curated record. The transcript has 2 exons.